GUUCGCCUUCCUCACACGUCUGUGGGGGUGUUUUUUGGUUUGUGUUCCGUGAUUGAGGAAGUCUUCGUGCGGGAUGCCUGAGCCAGCCAAGUCCGCGCCUGCUCCCAAGAAGGGCUCCAAAAAAGCCGUGACCAAGACCCAGAAGAAAGGGGAUAAAAAGCGCCGCAAGAGCAGGAAGGAGAGCUACUCCAUCUACGUCUACAAAGUCCUCAAGCAGGUCCACCCGGACACCGGCAUCUCCUCUAAGGCCAUGAGCAUCAUGAACUCUUUCGUCAACGACAUCUUCGAGCGCAUCGCCGGCGAGGCUUCCCGCCUGGCCCACUACAACAAGCGCUCCACCAUCACAUCCCGCGAGAUCCAGACGGCCGUGCGCCUCCUGCUCCCCGGGGAGCUGGCCAAGCACGCCGUCUCCGAGGGCACCAAGGCGGUCACCAAGUACACCAGCUCCAAGUAAGCGGAGCCGGCGCUGCUUGAGGAAGGAAGCUUCAGAAUCUCCCCAAAAGGCUCUUUUCAGAGCCAC
Molecule: messenger RNA, 520 nt
Organism: Heteronotia binoei (common prickly gecko)
Lineage: Eukaryota; Metazoa; Chordata; Lepidosauria; Squamata; Gekkonidae
Product: histone H2B 5
Exons: 1
Coding region: 74-454 (126 amino acids)
Cellular component (GO): nucleosome
Molecular function (GO): DNA binding; structural constituent of chromatin; protein heterodimerization activity
Source: RefSeq, a predicted model, not a curated record